Messenger RNA from Ahaetulla prasina, 1937 nucleotides. RefSeq names its product ninjurin-1-like. Gene Ontology annotation, biological process: cell adhesion; tissue regeneration. The coding region runs from base 1557 to 1937 and encodes 126 amino acids. Gene Ontology annotation, cellular component: membrane. NCBI's taxonomy places the organism in Eukaryota, Metazoa, Chordata, Lepidosauria, Squamata, Colubridae. The transcript is spliced from 2 exons. The record is from RefSeq and is a predicted model, not a curated record.
CAGGUAAAAAUUCUAAAGAACCCCCUUUAACUCUGAGGUUUAGCAGAGUCUCUCGUGAAAAAAAGGGUUGCUAACAUUUAACAUUGCAAUAUGGAAGGUAUAUUAUUAUAUUAUGUGAAAGAAAAUUACAUCUUCAUGGGAGUGAAGGAGGCAAUUGUGGGGGGUGGCAUUACAAAGGUUGGCCACACAACCAGCAUGAUCAGGAACAUUGUGGAAGAUCCAAGAGAGGACCAGACAUUGGACAGACAUUGUUAGUCUUAUUUUUCUUGACUAAUUUGUUUCCAUGAACAGCAGAAAGAAGGGAGCAAAACAAGAUGCUUUUCUAGACAAUCACCCCUAGAGUUUUUUUCCCCCAUCUUCCAUGACUGAAGACUUCUUGUUAAAAAAAAAUGAGAGGUAAUCCAAUUUUGAGUGGACAAAAAGCAGAAAAAAGUAUGAGAAUCACUUAGGUGAAAUGGACUGUGUAAAAAUUUGGAGGUGUUCUAGUCCAGCCCACUGCUCAAGGAGGAGAUCCUGUACCAUUUUACACAAGUGACUGUCCAAGCUCUUCUUGAAAACCUCCAGUGAUGCACAACUUCUGAAGGCAACUUCUGUUCCACAGAUUAAUUGUCCUCACUGUUAAGAAGUUUCUCCUCAAUACCAGGUUGCUUCUCUCCUUGAUUAGUUUCCAUCCAUUGUUUCUUGUUCUGCCUUCUGGUGUUUUGGAAAAUAAAUUGACCCGCUCCUCUUUGUGGCAGCCUCUCAAAUACUGGAAUGCUGCUAUCAUGUCAGAAGGUCCAUCCGUCCGUCCAUCUGUCCCCCCCAGUCCUUCUAAUUCAGAAUGUAUUAACUGGGUUGGUAUAUCCAAUUUCUUCUUGAAUCACCAUCCAGAAGCCCACAGGUUAAUUCAUAAAUUUCCAUAUUAUACUGCAUUUAGUGCCCCACAGCCCCAGAGGGGAAGAAAAAAAACCCUAGUGAGGCACAAUGUUUACUCUGUCUGGUCCUUUGGAGACAGAAGAAAGAGGAAAACCCCGGAGUUUAUUGAAAGGUAGAGAUUGGGAGAACAGCAAAGGAAGGCCGUCUCCGCCUUCGGUAUUUCCUAAGGCAUCACUGGCUGGCAAGGAGUGUUAACUUUUGACGUGGGCGAAUUCCCGCUUUCCUUGCGAGGAAAAAGGAGGGAGCGCUCCCGCCACAAUCCCUCCCCGCCAGGGGUCACUCGUCCGGACAAAUUCCUUCAACAGCUGGGCAAAAAAAAAACCAAAAACCCCUUGCCUUUCGUCGCCACAGCAACGCCUCGGUAUCCGCAAGCCGCGCCGAGCGGUUCCCUUUCCCUCUGGGUUGGCGCUGCGAGUCAGGAAGGGAAACCCAGCGCUCGCUCCGCUCCCUUGCCUUCCCUUCCCUUCCCUUCCUCUCCCUCUCUCUCUCUCUCUCUCUUUCCCGAGCAGGGUCGAGGGCGGCCGGCAGAACUGCGCUCCGGCUUAAGCACAAGACCUCAAAACAAGUGUCUUCUUUUCGCUCUCCCCGCGCGCCUUCGCCCGUCUCAUUUUGCACCGCGCCGCCGCAGCUACCGCAGCAACAUGGGCUCGACCCCAGACAGCCAUGAGAUGAACGGGCUGACCACGGCAAUGGGGAACGGCAACGGCAGCGGCAACAACGGCGACGCGACGCCUCCAGAAGAGGGUCGGAGACACUGGCUACGGACAAAUAGGCAAAUUAACAUAAACCAUUAUGCCAAUAAGAAGAGUGCAGCCGAAAGCAUGUUGGAUAUUGCUUUGCUCAUGGCCAAUGCAUCCCAGCUGAAAGCUGUGAUGGAGCAAGGACCCUCUUUCGGAUUCUAUGUUCCACUGAUCGUUCUCAUCAGCAUCUCACUCGCACUUCAGAUUGUAGUUGGCGUGCUCCUAAUAUUCCUUGGUAUGUAUGACAACCUAAAUCAUUGCUUAUUUUGUGCCACAGCAUAA